Penaeus monodon (black tiger shrimp) is the source of this 6249-nucleotide messenger RNA. RefSeq names its product myosin heavy chain, muscle-like. The coding region runs from base 161 to 6007 and encodes 1948 amino acids. The transcript is spliced from 22 exons. Gene Ontology annotation, molecular function: actin filament binding; ATP binding; cytoskeletal motor activity. The record is from RefSeq and is a predicted model, not a curated record. Gene Ontology annotation, cellular component: myosin complex. Lineage: Eukaryota; Metazoa; Arthropoda; Malacostraca; Decapoda; Penaeidae.
GGAUGCUUAUAUAUAUAUGGAGGAAGGGGUUAUUCUUCUGCAGUGGGUAGCGGGGCGGAAGCGUGUCCACGGCGCUGGUGUCGAGACCAGAACAAUCAUCAGAGCCGUACACUUGUAGCCGAGAGUCUGACGUUGUAGGAAGGCAUCAAGCGCCACCACCAUGCCUGGCCACGUGUCCCUCAAGAGCAGCGGGCCCGACCCCGACCCCACCGAGUUCUUGUUCGUCUCGGCCGAGAUGAAGCGGAAGGAUCAGACGAAGCCUUACGACCCGAAGAAGUCCGUGUGGGCGCCCGACCCCGAAGAAGGCUUCGUGGAAUCCGUCCUCAUGGGUGCCAAAGGCGAUAAGCUAGUCUCAGUCAAGUUGCCCAAUGGAGAGACGAAGGACUUCAAGAAAGACCUUAUUGGCCAGGUCAACCCUCCCAAGUACGAAAAGUGUGAGGAUAUGUCCAACCUAACUUUCCUCAAUGACGCCUCUGUCCUCUACAACUUGAAGACUCGCUAUCAAGCCAGGCUCAUCUACACUUACUCUGGCCUCUUCUGUAUCGCCGUCAACCCCUACAAGCGUUACCCCAUCUACACCAACCGCGUCGUCAAGAUCUACCAGGGCAAGAGGCGUAAUGAGGUGCCUCCCCAUCUAUUCGCCAUCUCCGACGGCGCUUACACUAACAUGAUGCAAGAUCGUAUGAACCAGUCGAUGCUCAUCACUGGCGAGUCCGGGGCCGGCAAGACUGAGAACACGAAGAAGGUGCUGUCCUACUUCGCCAACGUCGGUGCAAGUGAAAAGAAAGGAGAGAAAAAGCAGAACCUGGAGGACCAGAUCAUUCAGACCAACCCUGUCUUGGAGGCCUUUGGUAACGCUAAGACCGUCCGUAAUGAUAACUCGUCUCGCUUCGGCAAGUUCAUCCGCAUUCACUUCGGCCCCAUUGGCAAGCUGUCUGGAGCUGACAUCGAAGUUUAUCUGCUGGAGAAGGCUCGUGUAAUCUCUCAACAGCCGCUUGAGCGCUCCUAUCAUAUCUUCUACGAGUUGAUGUGCGACCAAGUUGAUUACGUUAAAAAGAUUUGCCUCUUGUCCGAUGACAUCUACGAUUACCGUUAUGUGUCUCAAGGGAAAGUUACCGUCCCCUCCAUUGAUGACAAAGAAGAUAUGCAGUUCACCCAUGAUGCCUUCGACAUCCUUAACUUCAGCAACGAGGAAAGAGAGGAUUGCUACAAGGUCACCGCGGUUGUCAUGCACUUGGGCAACAUGAAGUUCAGGCAGAGAGGACGCGAGGAGCAGGCUGAGGCGGAGGGCUCGGAGGCUGGUGAAACCAUUGCCAAGUUGCUGCUGACCGACGGCGAGGAGCUUUACCGGAACUUCUGCAAGCCCAAGAUUAAGGUCGGCGCCGAAUUUGUCACGCAAGGCAGGAAUGUCGACCAAGUGAAUGCCAACGUGGGCGCCAUUGCGAAGGGCCUGUUCGACCGAACCUUCAAGUGGCUUGUGAAGAAGUGCAACAUCACGCUUGAAACUGGCCAGACCCGAGCCAUGUUCAUUGGUGUGCUCGACAUUGCUGGCUUUGAGAUCUUCGAUUUCAACGGCUUCGAGCAAAUUUGCAUCAACUUCUGUAACGAGAAGUUGCAGCAGUUCUUCAACCACCACAUGUUUGUGCUGGAGCAGGAGGAGUACGCCCGAGAGGGGAUUGUGUGGCAGUUUGUCGACUUCGGGAUGGAUCUGCAGGCCUGCAUCGAACUUUUCGAAAAGAAACUAGGCGUUUUGUCCAUCCUCGAAGAAGAGUCGAUGUUCCCAAAGGCGACAGACAAGUCAUUUGAAGAGAAACUGAACGCCAACUGUCUCGGCAAGUCGCCCUGCUUCCUCAAGGCCAAACCUCCGAAGCCAGGCCAGGCUGAGGGUCACUUCGCCAUCGUCCACUACGCCGGCACUGUGACUUACAACCUGACUGGCUGGCUGGAGAAGAACAAGGAUCCCCUCAACGAAACCGUCGUGGACCAGCUCAAGAAGGCCAGCAAUAAACUUAUUGUGGAGCUCUUCGCUGACCAUCCUGGCCAGUCAGGAUGUACGGAAGGCAAAGGCGGCAAAGGGAAAUCACCAGCUGGAUUUAAAACUGUCUCUCUGGGAUAUAAGGAGCAGCUGAACAACCUGAUGAGGACAUUGAACGCCACUCACCCGCAUUUCAUCCGCUGCAUCGUGCCCAACGAGACCAAAUCGCCAGGUGUUGUUGAUUCUGGCCUCAUCAUGCACCAGCUGACCUGCAACGGCGUGCUCGAGGGUAUCCGUAUCUGUCGCAAGGGCUUCCCCAACAGGAUGCCUUACUAUGACUUCAAACGUCGAUACACCAUUUUAGCUUCUAAAGCCAUGGCUGAGUGCACGGAUGACAAGAAGGCUGCAGCUGUAUGUCUUUCAGCCGUUGAACUCCCUGAAGAGAGCUAUCGACUUGGUAAUACUAAGGUGUUCUUCCGUGCUGGAAUGCUUGGCCAGCUCGAAGAAAUUCGGGAUGACCGACUGGGCAAAGUAUUAGCGUGGCUUCAGGCCUGGAUUCGAGGCUUUAGAAGUCGUAAGGUAUAUCAGCAGCUCCAGGAACAACGCCAAGCCCUCAUCGUCGUGCAGCGCAACCUGAGGAAAUACAUGAAGCUUCGUAACUGGGCUUGGUACCGCAUGUGGCAGAUGGUGAAGCCACUCCUCAACGUCACGCGCAUCGAGGACGAGAUGCAUGCCCUCGAGGAGAAGGUAACUAAGGCAGAGGAGGACUAUGAACGGGAAGCGAAACUUCGGAAGGAACUCGAAGCAACAAACGUAGCUCUAAUGGAAGAAAAAAACAAUCUGCUUCUGGCUUUAGAAUCUACCAAAGGCAAUGUAUCGGAGUACCUCGACAGGGAGAAUAAGCUUCAGCGGCAGAAAACUGAACUGGAGGGUCAACUUAGUGAAACAAUGGAGCGUCUGCAAGAAGAAGAGGAAGCACGAAGUAAACUGAUGGAUCUCAAGAAGAAAGCUGAACAGGACAUCGGUGGCCUCAAGAAGGAUCUCGAAGACUUCGAAUUAUCGCUGCAAAAAGCUGAACAGGAAAAGGCUUCUAAAGAUCAUCAAAUCCGCAGCCUUAAUGAAGAAAUGGCCCACCAAGACGAGCUGAUAGUCAAAGUUAACAAAGAAAAGAAACAGCUUCAGGAGUGUAACAGGAAAAUCGCUGAGGACGUUCAGACUGUGGAAGACAAAUGCACGCAUCUUAACAAGGUCAAGGCUAAACUGGAACAGUCUCUUGAUGAACUUGAAGAUUCACUUGAACGCGAGAAGAAACUGCGCGGUGAACUUGAGAAAACAAAGAGAAAAGUUGAAGGCGACCUGAAGCUUACCCAAGAAGCUGUGACAGACCUGGAGCGCAGCCAAAAGGAUCUUGAUCUGGCUAUUCAGAGAAAAGACAAGGAAAUUGCUGCCCUUGCCUCCAAAGUCGAGGAUGAACAGAACUUAGUCUCCAAGCUGAAUCGACAAAUUAAGGAGUUACAAGUCCGCAUUGAAGAACUGGAGCAAGAGGUGGACGAGGAGCGGCAAGGAAGAUCGAAGGCUGAGAAGUCAAAAACGGCGCUCGUGCGAGAACUUGAGGAAAUUAGUCAGCGUCUUGACGAAGCUGGCGGUGCAACUGCCAUGCAAAUUGAACUGAACAAGAAGCGUGAGACCGAACUCGUCAAGCUCCGCCGCGAUUUGGAAGAAGCGAACAUUCAGCACGAAGCCGCCAUAGCCAGCCUUCGGAAGAGACACGGCGAUGCGGUCGGGGAACUGACGGAACAAGUCGAAAAUCUGAACAGGCUGAAGGCGAGGAAUGAAAAGGAAAAGGCCACUCUAAAGCGAGAAAACGAAGAUACUCGACUGGCUAUGGACGAACUUCUUCGGGACAAGGUGAGCGCCGAGAAGAUGAGCAAGCAGCUCAUGCAGAUGAACAGCGAGCUGCAGGCCAGGCUGGACGAGGCCAACCGGACCGUCAACGAUCUGGAUCUCUCGAAGAAGAAACUCGCCGUUGAGAAUUCCGACCUUAUUCGCCAGCUAGAAGAGUCCGAGAACCAGAAUGCUCAGCUCUCGAAGCUGAAGCUGUCGCUUUCCAAUCAGCUUCAGGACACGCAGAAAAUGGCGGAGGAGGAGUCUCGGGAACGCACGUCGCUGCUGGGCAAGUUCCGCAACCUCGAGCACGACGUCGACGGCCUUCGGGAACAGCUGCAGGAGGAGAGCGACGCCAAGGCUGACCUCCUGCGCCUGCUGUCCAAGGCCAACGGGGACGUCCAGAUGUGGCGCUCCAAGUAUGAGUCGGAGGGCGUCGUCCGUGUGGAGGAGCUCGAGGCUUCGCGCUCCAAGCUCGCGGCGCGACUAGAGGAAGCGGAGAACCAGAUCGAACAGCUCAACAUCAGAAACGUCAAUCUUGAAAAACUGAGAGAAAGGGCCUCCGCGGAUGUCGAAAGCAUGCAGAUCGCCCUCGAACGCGCGCAGACAUUGGCGAGCACUGCCGAAAAGCGACAGAAGAACUUUGACAAAAUUAUAGGCGAAUGGAAGACGAAGGUUGAUGAUCUCGGAGCCGAGCUCGAUGCCUCCCAAAAGGAAUGCCGCAACUACUCCACCGAGCUGUUCCGCGUGAAGGCCGCCUACGAAGAGAGCCUCGACCAGAAUGAUACCAUUCGCCGUGAGAACAAGAACCUCUCCGACGAAAUUAAGGACUUGAUGGAUCAAAUCGGCGAAGGAGGUCGGUCUCUUCACGAAGUUCAGAAAACGGCAAAGAGAUUUGAAAUUGAAAAAGAAGAAUUACAAUCUGCACUUGAAGAAGCUGAAGUUGCCCUUGAGCAGGAAGAAAAUAAGGUUCUUCGCAGCCAGCUGGAAUUGAGCCAAGUCAGACAAGAGAUCGAGAGACGUAUCCAAGAGAAGGAAGAGGAAUUCGAUAACACACGGAAAUGUCACCAGCGAGCACUGGACUCUUUGCAAGCAUCCCUCGAGGCUGAGGCAAAGGGCAAGGCGGAAGCUGUCCGCAUAAGAAAGAAACUUGAAUCCGACAUCAACGAGACGGAACUUGCGCUGGAACACUCAAAUAAGGCGAUCUCUGACCUACAAAAGCACGUCAAGAAAAUGCAGAACGAGUUGAGAAAACUGUCCCUGGCGAUCGAAGAGGAGCAGCGACAGUCGUCUGAAUAUCGCGAACAGUACAGCAUCGCCGAGCGCCGCGCCAAUGCCCUCGUGGGUGAGCUCGAGGAGACACGCACCCUCCUCGAGCAGUCCGACCGCAGUCGCCGCCAGGCCGAGGCCGACCUCUCGGACGCGCAGGAACGCAUCGGGGAACUUUCAACGCAAAACGGCAACCUCAGUCUGUUCAAGAGGAAACUGGAGAGCGAGUUGCAGACUGUUCAGGCUGACCUCGACGAGAUGAUGAGCGAGACGAAGCAUUGCGAGGAGAAGGCCAAGAAGGCCAUGAUCGACGCCGCCCGCCUCGCCGAUGAACUUCGCUCCGAGCAAGAGCACGCUCAGGCCCAGGAGAAGAUGCGCAAGGUCGCAGAAGUCGCCGUAAAGGAAAUGCAAGUUCGCCUUGAAGAAACUGAGAACUUCGCCCACAAGACUAGCAAGCAGACGAUUGAGAAGCUGGAGAGCCGCGUGAGAGAGCUGGAGGCUCAGCUGGAGAGGGAGUCUACUCAGCACGUCGAGGCGCAGAAGACACUAAGGAAGUGCGAGCGACGCAUCAAGGAACUCGGCUUCCAGUCCGACGAGGACAGAAAGAAUCACGAAAGGAUGCAGGAUCUCGUUGACAAACUCCAGCAGAAGGUAAAGACGUACAAGCGACAGAUCGAGGAGGCAGAAGAGAUCGCCGCUCUGAACCUUGCAAAGUUCAGAAAAGCUCAGCAGGAGCUGGAGGAGAGGGAGGAUCGUGUUGACGCCGUUGUCAUGCAAAGAGAUUAUACAAGCAUGCAUAGAGACGUCCACAACAUGCACAGAGAGGUUUCCAUCUCUCGUCUAAUGGAGAAUCUUGGCCCACAUGUGCCCCCCCAAUAAAGACUACGUAUGUGAUGUGUAAGGACAAUCGCAUGUUGCAGCAUAAACCAGAUUUUCUUAUAUAGGUCUCAGGCAUCAAAGUAGGUCUCGUGCAUAAAAUGUACAAAUUACAAUAAUUAUUAAUAAUCGGCAAUAAGGAGACACAAUGUAGGUAACAUUGAUACCGAAAAGAGAAGUAGCAAUUACAAUAGUUCAUUAUAGGUGCCUUAUUUCUUGUAUGCUAAAUAAACCUUAUUUCGGAA